UGUCAAUCUUUUAAAUGGAGUCAAAAAUUGAAAAGUCUAAUUCAUUUUCAAAAGCGCUAAAGAAUACGGAGUUCACCAUUGAAGAAUAUUUGAAAACUGUGUUUCAAGAAAAACUAUUGGUUAAUGCUCCUGCAGAUGAAGACAGAAACUUAACUAAUUCUACCAAACUUCUAGAAAAAUAUAAAGAGCUAAAAAAUGUCCAGAGCGCACUUACGGCCAAAAAAGAAGAGUUUAGGGUUAAAAUGGAAUGUAUGCAAAGACGAAGAGAGGACCUUGAGAGAAAGGAGUGUGAACUUAAAGAAUCACUCAUAAAGUUUGACCAGUUCUUCAAAGAUAAUGAUGGAAAAAGAGUAAGAGCGACGAAAAAAAUAUCAGCAGAAAAGGGCUUACAACAGCAAAAGCAAACUGAAAUCAAUAUUCUGAGUGAUGAUAUUGCAAGAUUAACCAAAAUGCGUGAAAAGCAAGAAAAAAAGGUCAAGUCGCUUGUUAAAUAUCGGCUUUUUCUGGAGUCCGUCGUUAAAAUGUCCGAUGAAUUUUCUGACAUUUAUGAGCUCAUAUCACGGUACGAUGCUCUGAAAGCCAACUUAGAAGAUUUGAAAAGUUUAGAUUCAAAAACACAGAAACUUAUAGACAGCAAAAGCAGCGAAAUUGUUCACUUUAAAAAGACAAAACAAGAUGAAAAACUCUCUCUAACUAACGAAAUAGCUGAGCUUCGUAAUCACUUGGAGUUGCAACAAGUGAGUGGGAGAAAUAAAGAGACUCAGUGGGAGCACACAAGAGACUUAGCUGCUAAUCGCAUUUACGAACUUAGCACCAUAGUUAUAGCUGUCGCUAAUAUGUAUACUAUCGUGCGAUCACAUCAAAAGUAUGGCGAAUCGGCCAAGCCUAAUGAAACUUGUAAACAACUAAGAGCAAUUAAAACUUUUAUUCAAACGUUGAUCAAGAUAAUCGAGGAGGUAACACAAAAACAGUAACGAUGCCGAUUAUCAUAUUUUAUCAAAUAUUACCUACCAUGCAAAAUAAAUAAUUGUUUAUGUUUGGUUUGAACUGUUCCCAACGUUUUUAAUCCUACAGGUGUUUGUUUUCUGCCUUUUAUGAUUACAAAAUUGUGCUGCUGUUACGUCAGGUUGAAGAAGUUUAAGUAUAAAAUAACACUAACAUGAGUCUACAGAGAUCUCUUGUACAGCCUGGUGUUAGAAUAUUCCAUGGAUGAAAUGCUAUUUAAACCCUGGAUAGAACUUGAGUUAAUCAAAAGAACUACUGGACUGCAAUUGAUCAGGCACUUAUUGGCAUAUGUGCAUCCUGUGUGGAUUGCCUCGAUAUUAAAUUAAUGCACAAGCAUUAUAAAUAACAGUGGAUGGUAGCUGGCAGUGGAAUCCAGAACGUGAACUUCGUCCUAUUUGAGACUCAUCAAUUCGAUGUACCUGCAUCCCAGAGUUGAUGUUCAAUUUUAGAUAAUAAAGUGAUGAAUCAUCAAAAUUCAUCUCUAUUUCAAAUCACUUGUUUUGUUUUACCUGAAAGAAUUCACUAAAUAUCUGAGCUUUAUGCAUAUAAACAAGGAGAGAGAGAGUGAGAGGUGUAUAUAAUCCACUAAUUUUUUUUAAUGUAUAUAUAGGUAUUACUUUAUCUACAUUUGAUUCCUUAUUUAAAAACAAAUUGUAGUCAAAAUUGAAAUUACUCAUCUAAAAUUGGAUAGAAUCCUAAAUUUUAGACAGGAAAUAUCUGUGUUACAUUUUGUUUAAAAUAAAAUGUUUAUUUACUGUUACAAAACUUUUUAAAACUUUUUUAUUUGAUUUUUUUUAAUAUGAAAAGGAUCACUACAUAAGUUAACCAGUUGUUUUAAUUUCUUUAAUCAUUUUAUAACAUGUAUACACUUCAACUUAAAUGUUAUAUGAAUGUAGUAAAUUUUCAUGAUAUGUUUAUAUAGAUGUAUACGAGUAAUUUUGUCCGUAUUUCAUUUCAUAUACUUGACUGUAUGUUUGAGAUGUUAUUUUUUUAACAAGUUAGUUGAAACUUGACAUAUGUGGCGUUUAAAAAGAGUCUCUUUAUUAAAAAAAUUCCGUGAAGAAAAUUUGGUUGAAAUGAUUUUGUUUUGAUUGAAUGAAGAUCAUAAAGUACUAUAUAAUUGUUGCAUUGUAUUCGAACUCUC
Schistosoma spindalis is the source of this 2149-nucleotide messenger RNA. NCBI's taxonomy places the organism in Eukaryota, Metazoa, Platyhelminthes, Trematoda, Strigeidida, Schistosomatidae. The record is from the annotation of a GenBank genome assembly.